This is a messenger RNA of Pistacia vera, 1907 nucleotides long. Its product is annotated as pentatricopeptide repeat-containing protein At4g20090-like. The record is from RefSeq and is a predicted model, not a curated record. Gene Ontology annotation, molecular function: protein binding. NCBI's taxonomy places the organism in Eukaryota, Viridiplantae, Streptophyta, Magnoliopsida, Sapindales, Anacardiaceae.
UUUGAACCCAUGCCAAAAUGCUCUCUUUAUCACUCGAAACCCUCCUUUUCAACUCCGUCAUCAGGAGCUUCUCCUCAAUCAAAAACCCAAGUAAGUCUUUUCAUUGUUUCUUUUCUGUUCUUAGUUCAAUUCCAUCAAACAAAUGUGUGGACUCUGAACUUGAAAAUAAAUAUGAGUCUGAGAAACCAAUAUUUGAUCAUAUCGUUAAGUCUGGUCCAAAACUGGGUUCUUAUAAGCAAGGUGAUUCAACCUUUUAUUCACUCAUUGAAAACUAUGCGAAUUGGGAUCUUAGGGCUUUAGAGAGGGUUUUGUAUCAAAUGAGAUGCGAAAAGAGAGUGGUUUGGGAGAAGAGUUUUAUUCUGAUAUUUAAGGCUUAUGGUGAAGCACAUUUGGUGGAUGAAGUUGUUGAUUUAUUUUAUAGAAUGGUUGAUGAAUUUCAGUGUAAAAGAACCGUUAGGUCGUUUAAUUCAGUUCUUAAUGUGAUGGUACUAGAGGGCUUUUAUUCUCACGCUUUAGAGUUUUAUAAUUGUGUUGUUAAUGAUAAAAGCAUGAAUUUUUCGCCUAAUGUAGUGAGUUUUAAUUUGGUUAUCAAGAAUAAGUGUAAAUUGGGAUUGGUUGAUAAAGCAAUUGAGUUGUUUAGAGAUAUGCCGGUUAAGAAAUGUGUACCAGAUGUGUAUACUUAUUGUACAUUUAUGGAUGGGUUGUGCAAGGAAAACAGAACUGAAGAGGCUGUUUUGCUAUUGGAUGAGAUGCAAAUUGAGGGUUGCUUCCCUAGUCCUGUUACGUUCAAUUUUUUGAUUAAUGGGCUGUGCAAGAAGGCUGACUUUCAUGGUUUGUGUCUUAAGGGGAAGAUGGAUAAGGCAAUUAGUCUUUUGGAUCGGAUGGUGUCAAAUGAAUGUGUGCUUAACGAAAUUACAUAUGGGACAAUAAUUCAUGGGUUAGGGAAGCAAGGGAGAGACAUUGAUGGUGUUCAUAUGUUGGUUUCUAUGGAGGAAAGACAGUUUCGCCUGAAUGAGUAUAUUUAUUCGAGUCUUAUUAGUGGAUUGUUUAAGGAGGGGAAGUCUGAGGAUGCAAUGAACCUGUAGAAGGAAAUGAUCGAAAAAGGCUGUAAGCCUAAUAGUGUUGUUUACAGUGCUCUUAUAGAUGGAUUAUGCCGAGUGGGCAAACCAGAUGGAGCUGAGGAAUUUCUUUUUGAAAUGACGAAUAAGGCUUGCUUUCCGAAUGCUUUUACUUAUAGCUCCUUGAUGAAAGGUUUCUUUGAGAGUGGUAAAAGUGCUAAGGCUAUUCAAAUUUGGAAUGAGAUGGCAAAGAAUAACGUUAUAUGCGAUGCGGUUUGUUAUACUGUGCUUAUUAAUGGACUUUGUAGGGACGGGAAACUCAGUGAGGUUAACAUGGUGUGGACACAAAUGCUUUUCAGAGGCUGUAAACCUAAUGACGUGGCUUACAGUUCAAUGAUUCAUGGCCUAUGCAAUGCUGACUCAUUGGAAGAAGCUUUGAAACUUUUCAAUGUGAUGAUUUGCCAGGUGCCGGAAUCUCAACCUGAUGUUGUCACUUAUAACAUCCUAUUUAAUGCUCUGUGCAAGCAAAAUAACAUCUCUGGUGCCAUUGAUCUUUUAAAUAGUAUGGUGGACUGGGGCUGUGACCUUGACGUAUAUACAUGCGACAUCUUCUUGACAGCUUUGAAAGAGUUAGAUGCACCUGAGGAUGGGAGAGAGUUUUUAGAUGAGCUUGUAGUCCGGCUCUUUAAGAGAAAAAGAAAUUUAGGUGCUUACAAGAUUGUAGAAGUGAUGCUGCAAAAAUUUUUGUCUCCAAAAGCCUCCACUUGGGAAAAAAUUGUUCAAGACUUUUGCAAGCCUAAAAUUCUUCAUGCAGCUCUUGACAAAUGUUGGAGAAGCUUGUAUAGCUGA